Molecule: messenger RNA, 1422 nt
Organism: Iphiclides podalirius (scarce swallowtail)
Lineage: Eukaryota; Metazoa; Arthropoda; Insecta; Lepidoptera; Papilionidae
Source: the annotation of a GenBank genome assembly
AUGGAGAGCAUAAUUCAAUACGCCAAGCGCACCAUUGAUCAGUUGAAGCGCAUCAGCAAUGGCGAUUACCUAACAGAUAAAGCAAAGGAGCAGUGGAAGAUGCCCGCCAAUGAAUACAAAAGUCGAGAAGGGGACGAUAUAUCCAAAGCUGUCAUGGCGAAAAGUGACACGUUUCGCGUCGAAAGCGACAGAUUUGCGUUCGAGAGUACGCUGCGCAAUCUGGUGCGUUCGGAACUGGACAUGAGGUGUUUGUCCAAAAUACUGGCGAAGGGCCGUUCGGUGCGGAUUCCGCGUUUAAUUGUUGGCUCGUGCAAAUUGUUCGGCGAAUGCCGCGGAAGUGAACUGAUUAUCAAGUGCAAGCAGGGGAAACGGCGAAUGGCGCUCGAAGACUCGAAGAGUUCUCAAUUCGAAAUCAUACUUAAACUAGUACCGAAUGAAACAGAAAAGCAAGACGUUGUUGGCCCCGUACUUAUUUUCGAACAAACAUUGCCUUGCAAACAAAACGAACCGUUUUUACCUCUAGAAUACAAACAUUCACGCGCAAUAACUAACAAUAUUGAUAUGCAAAACGAAUUGACUAUAACCGAGAUUGAUGGAUCCGACUUUGAAGCGAGUUCACCUAACGUAGAGGGCGAUUUUAAAUAUCCAAUAGGAUUGCCAUUCAAGUCUGAAUCAUCUGAUACAGCCAACACACAAAGCUCAGUGCUUUGCAUCAGCGACAUUUCUUUGCCACUAUCUGACCCCAUGGCCAAUUGCUAUAGCGAUAGACAUAUUUAUAAUGACGACGAAUCUUCAACCACAACGAAAGCAUCAUGCACUAUGACUCCAGAUGAUCUGUUUUGCACAAUACAACAGUUUAACGCACAAACAGCCCUAUUAGAAGAUAUUGAAGAAUGUCCUCCAAUCAAAAAGAAGUCUCCCACAAAAGUUAGAAUUAAAUCGCCUUACGAAAACAAAGCGUUUGCCAUCGAGGAAAGGAAAAGGAGGAAGCUAUUGGAAAUUAGAGAAAGGCGCGAGAAGAGGAAAAAGGCACUGAGCGAAAACUGUAAAGUGACAAAACAUAAAUACGAAAAAACUGUUGAUAAGGAAAAGAAAUUCAGUGAUUUGAUCGAUGACGCGUUGAGGGAAUCCAGAGGGGAAGCAGUUAAGGGGCCUUCUAAACCCUAUACAAGACUGGAGAGCUUAGCCCAGCCAAAGAGAUUCGCCAUCGGCGCGCAGGAAGAAAUUAAAUCUAGACACGGAAAACAUUCUCUUCAAGAUAAAACGCCGCAAUUCGCGCCGCGUACAUCUUUGUUGGAGAAACCUUCCUCACCCUUGACUAGUUCAAAAGCAAGGCAGAAAACAAACGAUCAGGAAUGCGGCAGCCCAACUAAAUCAACAAACACAAAUUACAUCCCACCCACGGGUACGAAAAGACCUAAA